GAAGCCUAAACUAAAUUCAAAGUAUUUAGAGUUAGACAACUGAAUUUUAUCGUCAUGUACAGUGUUAGUAAACUAUCAGACCAGCAAAACAAAAUUUCAACUAUUAGAUCACAAGAAUUGUAUAAAUUUACUCCAGUUUUAUAGAUUUUGUAAUUUAUUCUUAGAAGAUAACAUGCUAUAUAUGUUUUCUUGCCGGAUUCUCUUAUCAUUUUACAAUAAUGUCAGGAAACUAAGUCCCAGAACGUUUGAAACGUUUUCAUGAAAGUAAUAUAAAUCAUUUGUUCACAAACAAAAAAUUCUUCGUAAAGUCUUCAAAGAAGCAGACCGGCAACGACAGUGGUACGCCGCAUGAAUGCCACGUGGAAAAAAAUUUAGAUCUGUUUGAAAAAGAUAUAUAUAUUUUUUUUUUUUGUCAACGAAAAAGAUAUAUUUAUAUUUAUAUAAUUGGGGUAAAUAGGAAAGAAAUACAAAAUAUGCUAUUAUUUUUAUAAAAUUGUGUAAUUUUCCGUGAGUCCCGGACCUUCUCAAACCUUCCUCUUUCUUCUUUUUGAUCAACUUCUCAAACCUUCCUCUACCACUAAAAACAAAACAAAAUUAUCCAAUUCAAAACAAAGCUUGGAAGAAAACGACACGAGUAAUUGAGACUCUCAUUUCAUUUUACUCAGCUGUUUUACAUUAUGCAAGACAUAUCCAAGGAAGAAGAACACCUCAUGUAAUCUUUUAAAUUCAUUUUCAAACAGCUCAAACUAGAGAGAGAGAUCACGUAGGUCGUAAUCUCAUGCGGCGUUUUCCUGCUCUUAUAAACAAUCUCAAACCAAUCUUCCCGGCUUCGGGAUCAAACGGUAAAGUUGUGAGAACCAUAGUACCGAAGAAACCGGGGAACGAGAGCAAUGGUGAAAGAGAAACAAUGAAGAAGAUUGAGGAAUCGGUAGAGCCACUGGUUGCCUUCAGUAGGCCACCACCAUUUGCACCAUUUAUUGGUCCAUUGGUCAUGUAUUCUCUUCUUCAAGCAUGGUCUAGCCGCGAUGAAGAUGGCUAGUUACUUCGUGGAAUGCAUACAUAUAUUAAUAUAUAACUAUAUGAGAUGUAUGCCUAAGUUUUCUUGACAAGAAUCUCUAAAAUCUAGAUAUUAACCGAGCCUUUUAGCAUAAUCUUGUGAUAUAUGUUCUGAUUUUCCUCUGAGACAUUAAAAGGUCUGAUGUUGUUUAUAGUAAACCGAUCAAUUGUUUUGUUUUUGUAAGCUUCAUGCGUACUAAUUAAUAGUGAUCAAACGAGUUUCUUAGCAA
Messenger RNA from Brassica napus (rape), 1286 nucleotides. RefSeq lists its product as uncharacterized. The transcript is spliced from 4 exons. The coding region runs from base 779 to 1039 and encodes 86 amino acids. The record is from RefSeq and is a predicted model, not a curated record. Lineage: Eukaryota; Viridiplantae; Streptophyta; Magnoliopsida; Brassicales; Brassicaceae.